This is a messenger RNA of Chaetomium globosum CBS 148.51, 8133 nucleotides long. RefSeq lists its product as uncharacterized. Gene Ontology annotation, cellular component: CCR4-NOT complex. Gene Ontology annotation, molecular function: RNA binding; ubiquitin-protein transferase activity; ATP binding. The transcript has 12 exons. Bases 1 to 8133 code for a protein of 2710 amino acids. NCBI's taxonomy places the organism in Eukaryota, Fungi, Ascomycota, Sordariomycetes, Sordariales, Chaetomiaceae. The record is from RefSeq and is a predicted model, not a curated record. Gene Ontology annotation, biological process: protein ubiquitination.
AUGGCGCCUGAAGAUACAUAUUUCGAUGAUGAGGAGGACUGCUGUCCUCUUUGCAUCGAAGAGUUUGAUCUUUCGGACCGAAACUUCCGACCCUGCCCUUGCGGGUAUCAGAUAUGUCAAUUCUGCUUCAACAACAUUCGUUCGAACAUGAACGGGCUUUGCCCAGCGUGCCGCCGCCCAUACGACGAAAAGACCAUCCAGUGGAAAGUCGUCACGCCGGAAGAGGUGGCCGAAUUUCGAGCGAAUAUUCAAAAAAACCAGAAAAAGCGUGCCGCCGAACAACGACAGAAGGAGGCACAGAAACGUGAAGCCGAGAAGGAGAACCGAAAGAAUCUAGUGGGCGUCCGGGUCGUCCAGAAGAAUUUGGUUUAUGUGACCGGGUUGACCCCGACAGUCCGCGAAGAUGAAUUGCUCAAGACGCUCCGAAAACCCGAAUUUUUUGGUCAAUACGGCAACAUCCUGAAGAUUUCGAUCAGCAGUCGUAAGGGCACGGACGGCCACAACCAGUCUCUCGGCGUUUAUGUGACGUUUGAGAAGAAGGAGGACGCCAGCCGGUGCAUCCAGGCAGUUAAUGGCUCCCAAAACGGCGAUAGGGUUCUGAGGGCUCAGCUAGGGACGACUAAGUACUGCUCGGCCUGGCUGAGGCACGAGCAGUGCGCGAAUCGGCAAUGCAUGUUCCUCCACGAGUUAGGAGAUGAGGAGGAUAGCUACAGCCGGCAGGAUCUGUCGUCGAUGAACAGCAUUAACUCGCAACGACCUAUUCAAAACGCCGGCUCCUCCCGCUCCGCCUCGAGACAACAUGCUCAUCCUUCGCCAUCCCCCGCCGUUGCGCAACCUAUGGCGAGAAGCUCUAGCAAGGACGGCUCCGACAAUGGCGAUGCGCCGGCGCUGCCGGCCUCGGCGAACUGGGCCCGCAAUCCGCAGGUCCGCAGCCGACGGGGCAGUCACGCCACCAGUGCUGCGGCCCCUAGCCCAGCUAUCUCCAACUCGUUGCCGGCAACUGCUGAAUCGGCCGUGGAAGAUGAGCCAAGUGAACCCUCUCCCGUUGCCGGUCCCUCUCGGGUCACCCCAAGCGCAACUUUGAAGAAGAUCAACACUAUGGUGCCCACCGAUAAGACCAAACGGAUCCCGCACGACACUCUCAAGUCGCUGCUAAAGUCCCUCGAGGGUUGCACGCUUGCAUGGCCCAAAAUCGGUGGGGAUAUAUCGGACGAGGAAUUCAAUAACCUUUACCCGCCGCUUUUCGACCCCCGUGGUGGGAUCCGCCGCCGGGCUAUGCGCCCAUCUGAAGAUGCUAGCAGUGUCGACGAUCGGCAAUCGAGCGCCGCCCGGGAGCCGUCAGAAGGCGAACCUGAGAGCAGUGGCAGUCUGGCUUUGGGCGGCGAGCCCGAAGACCGCGAGCAUGGUCGCGAGGGUCCCAGCUUCGACCCCCGCCGAACCGCACAGCCGCCCAUUCAAAGAGGCAGCACGGACGGGCCCUUUGGCCAAACCGUCGGCUCUAGCUUCACGCAGACAAACGCGAAUCUUGGUUCAAUUGGCGGCAGCCGCACCAUGACGCCCCAACAACCCGCGUUCAUACGCCAGCCGAGCAACUUUGUUGACCACCUCUCUGCGCAGCCUAACUUGUUCCAGGGUCAGGGCCACAACCGCCAGGGCUCGCGGUUCAGCUUUGCCAACGAAGGGAGAGAAGCCGCCUCGGCUACGUCCGUGAAGCUGACGGCCAACCCCCGGAUCAUGGCGCAGCAGUCGUCAAUGAUGCCAUCGUCAUUCCACAACCAGCCCGGUGGCCAGUUUUACUCUAGUUCGGUGGCUGGGCCCCCGCCGGGCCUCAAGUCGACGGGCACACCGCCGGGCGUAUUUGGGCAGCACGGAUUUGGGUCGGCCGCCUUUGGGGGCGCUCCGAAGGACACCAACGAGAUGCUGCAACUUUUCCGCAACCGGGGCGCGGGCAGCCAGGCGCAUGAUGCCGGAAAGCGUGAGUACAUGUUCUCUUCCUUUCUUAGCCAGUACCCACCCUCCACCUCAUCCACCCCGGCUCCUGCCUCGAGCCACCUGGCAUCGCUCUACGGUUCGCAGCCUGGAGCCUUCCAUGAUUUGGGUUCAAAGCAGAAGAAGAAGGGGAAGAAGCACAGACACGCUAACACUUCCUCCUCUGGGGGGAGUGGCCUAGUUGAUCUUGCGGACCCGAGUAUCCUGCAGGCGAGGAUGCAGUCCCAGCAGCAUCUGCAGCAACAGAGCAAUGCCGGUCUCGGACAGGGACUGUUCGGUGGCCAGUCGCAAGACGACGAACUCCCCUCCCUCGAUGAGGUGACGUCGAGCAUAGAUGCUCUUGUCGCCGACGAGCCCAUUGACGCUAGUAUUCGGCAACCCCCUGGCGCAUUUGAGUCUCUUGGACGUGUCGGGACUCCGUCCGUGCCCCCUGGGUUCUCGUUCCCGAGCGCACAGCCAUCCCCGGCUAUCUCAUAUUCGUCUUUGCCACCCAUUAGCGCAGGGCGGCAGACGCCACCGGUUGCUUUCCCCAAGGUUCCGUCAAAACCGCCCGUCGCCGCGUCCAGCCCGCUUACCAAGAAGGCGAUCACGCCGGUGCCCGAAUCUAAGAAAGCCGUCAAAGCCCUUGCCGCCGAGAGCGGGUUAUCAAAGGACAUUGCUAAAGUCAAGUCAAAGGUUCUGCAGGAUGAAGACUUUCCAGCCCUCAACUCGCCGAAGCCCCGGUCCGCAACGCCGGUUGCCCAGCCCAAGGCCACGCCCAGCAAAACAACUGGCAAAAAGUCUCCUGAGAAUCCUGCCGAGAAGGCAAAGGGGAAGGACAAAGGGAAGGAAAUAGAGAAGGCCGCACCUGCGGUCACGCUUGCCCUAACGCCUAAGAGCGAGACACCCAAACCGGAGGUAAAGGCUCGGGAGACAGUUUCGGAUAAAACCUCCGAAAUGGCACGUGGGAAGGGAACGGACAAGCGCCCCACCCCUGGUGUACUCAACAUUGCUGCGGCAACUAAGGUGUCUCAGAUCAAGAAUCUGGAAGCGCCGUCGGCGACGGACAAGUCGGCGACGGAUCGAGAUUCUGCCUUCCCGGCCCUUCCGACUCCGACGCCGGCCUCUGUCGCAUCUCCCCUCGCCCGUUCAGCUCCAAAGACCCUCAGGGUAGUCUCCACGCCAAAGACAGAAGUGCCAUCGACUCCAAUCUUGGCGGCACCUGGCGUACGGGCGGGUAUGCGCCCCGAGACACCAGCGAGUGAGUUAAUAUCGGACACUGCCUCCAUUAUGUCGGCUUCUAUCUCGGCUUCACGCACGAACUCCCCCCCGCCGUCCAAAAUUGGUUCCGCCCCGGUAAGAACGACGACAAAGAGCCAACAGCGGAAACAACGCAAGGAGGCCUUGAAGAAAGAGUCGGCUACUAUCGCGGCCCAGCCUGCUAAAGUAGAGACGGCCGUUGAGAUCGCCCCCAUCCUUGGCCGCAAGAAAAAACAGAAGAAGGAAAAGGAGAAGUCGAGUAGCAAAGCGGCAACUCCUGCGGCGAGCCGUCCGGAGACUCCGCUAGCCACAAUCCCGCCGCCGAUCAGGGAGACUAAGGAAGCCGUUGAGGCUAAAGAGAGCAAAGAGUUGAAGGAAGAGUCGUCGGCUUACCGGUCCACGGCAAACGAGACCACCACCUUGACUGACGAGCUGCCACUGCAUAAAGGCCGGUACGGCGAUCCGAAGGGAAAGGCCGGGGAGAAGGUCGACAAGAGCUCCGAGUUAUCCACUCCCCGGACUCUACCCACCCCAGCCUCGGUACUACACGACCUACAAACGGCCGGCCUGGUGCCAGAUGGCGUCGAGAGCCUAGCCUUCUUCAAAUCAGUCAGCGUCCAGCUGGACAGGUCGCGGAAUGAUGCCACUAGCGCGGGCAUUCGAGAUCAGGCAGCUAAGAACUCCAUGACCCCGACCAAGUCGAUCGUCACCGAGGACGACCAGGCCUCGCUCCUAGCCGGCAAGCCCGUCCGCAAGGUCAUGGACGGAACGCGCAUUCUCCUGACGCCCAACGGCGACUGUAUCCGCAAUCUUACACCCGAUGAAGAAGAUCGCUUCCUCGACCUCCAACGGCUCGUAGCUGAAUCGACCGCCAGCCCCGCCGCCUUUGUCUCCUCCCGUCACGAGGCUGGCGGCGGUUUCAGUCUGAUCAAAGGCCGCGCAGUCCCCAACGGGCCUCCUAGUUAUUUUCCCCAGGCCCCCGCUGCCUACCUCUCCGAUCCGGUGAACAAGAUCCAGCGCGAGGAGGCCAUCUACUACAUCAAUCAAUACAACCAGACCCAGAGUUUAAGUGAGCCGUGGCUAUACGGCCGCAUCGGAGGUGCCGUGUCCUCUUCCCAGCAGCCACCACUCUCUCACGACGACAUUCUUGAUGUCGGUGUGGCCCCACCCGAGCUGAGCUACCCGGGCCCUGUGGGCGCUUUUGCCGACGAGCUGCACCACCACGCCGAUCCGCACGGCGCAUACCUCGACAUCAACUCCCAACUCCCUACCGUCGAGGAAGUCUUCAGCGCCGCCUCCGGCACAGCCGCCGCUUCCUCCUCUUCUCCCCGACACCAUCACCACUCGCACCAUCAUCACCACCAUCAUCAUCACCACCACCACCCUCAACAACAAACUUCCUCACAACAAACCCAACAAUACCAACAACCACCACCCCCGCACCAAACCCAAUUUCAAAUCCCCUCCGCCGCGGCCGCCACCUCUGCCAUCGCCGCUGCCGCAGCCGGCGUCGGGCCGGGCAUCGGCGCGGGAGGCGGCGCCAUCAACUUCACGUCCCCAGGGCCCUUCGGCAACGUGCCACUCAUGUCUCUCGAAGACGCCGAGCAAGCGCUGACAACAGCCCGCCGCGAGACGGAAAAACUCGAGAAGAACCUCGCGCAGCUGAUGCCCUGGGCCGCCGAUGGCCUGCAUGAUGUCGCGGUCGAUGAUGUAACGGCCGCCGUGGUUGCGGGGUUGGGACGGAAUCAGUACCGGCGUCAGCGUCAGCGGAAUCAGCUUCGUGGACGACAUCGACAUCUUGAUCAGCACCAGCAUCAUCAUGGUCUAGGUUAUGGGGUGGAGAGUGGGCUGGGGCUGGGGGUCAUGAGAGACCCUACGAGUGCUGCUGCUGUGCGGCGGCGGGAUGCUGUGGCGGCGGUUGCGGUGGCGGUUGCGCUUGCGAGGGUGCUGAGGGGGUUGAGCAGCUUGGGCGAGGCCGCGUUCGCGGCGGUGUGGAUGGCUGUGUUGCUGCUGGAGAGUGUGGUCGCGAUGGCGGCGAGGGGAGCGGUCGUGGCGGUUGAGGUGGAUGGUGUGAGGGUAUUCUUUUGGUGUACGAAUAUGCAUGUGGGCUACAUGGCUAGGGGCAUCUCUUUUCAAGAGCAUCGCAGGAUCAGCAUCAGGAGGGUGGCAGGCAUUAUGUUCAGAGGCUCCGCCGCACCGCGCACUCCGUCCUCGCCGAAGCCCCCACGACCAAACCAAGAAUCCCAAGCUGCACCGCGCCAGGAAACGGAGAGCAGCGAGGAGAUCACCGGCAAGAAUGGCGAAACCAACGCAUGGAAAAGAAUACAACUGAGAGGCAGCCUCUUGUGUCCUUUUCGGCUCAUAUUUGACAAGGUCUUUCUUGAAGCACACCUCAAGAAUGCAUUCCGCGAGGAUGCAGCCAACAUCGCCGAGCCGGCGGAGGCGAGCAACAAAUACGAGUCGUUCCUCGGCAAGAGAGAUGAGGUUAGGAUGGACAAAAUACUUGGGACGGACAACAAUGGUCUUGUGAGUCCCAUGGGUGCCAUGAGCACCACGCCACGACCCGGCGUGAUGCCCAAGACAAACCAUGGAAACAAGCUCCACCCAUCCCAUAUCGAAGAGGCCAGUGGCAUAGCCGGUGCCGAUGAACGGCAGCUUUACGUGAUAAAGAUGAGCUCUCUUGAGUCUCAUGUUGGUGUCUUCAACUGCUCUCAACAACCUGUUGUUGAACCCGUCCUUGUUGGGAACUGGCACAAAUCCCAGGGCGCCGGGGCCGCCUUAUCUCAGGUGUUUGACGACAUUGAGCGCGUCUCGGCGACUUUGCGCAGGCUUGCGGGUGGCCAUGAGCCUCGCCGCGGUCAGAUUGAGGCCGUGGAGAGCCUCGCCAUCUAUCAAGAAGACACCAUUCUCGUUGCUGCUACCGGCUACGGUAAAAGUGCUGUAUUAUUCGCAUUCUCUGCACUCAAGCCCAACAAGAUCACGGUGCAGAUCGUCCCGUUGGUGACGUUGGGACAGAGCCAGAGAGAAGACAUCGCUACAAAGUUACCGGAGUCGAGGCCCAUUUGGAUUGACGCGGACACUCAUUUAAAGAACAAGCAUGUCUGGAAGGAAGUCAAAGACGGGAAAUACACCCAUGUACUCUUGAGUCCGGAGCAAGCGCUGAAUCCAAAGUUUAAAGCCAUAUUGAGAGAUCCGGCAUUCCAUACGAAGAUCGGCCUCUUUGCCAUCGACGAACUACACUGUGUUGGCGAAUGGCGGCAUUUCAGAGAGGAUUACACGUAUCUCUAUACGUUGCGAUCUCUUUUGCCGGCCUCGGUGCCAUGGUUCGGAUGCACAGCGACAUUGGACAGAGACAAUCAGGGCUAUAUCCUCAAGCACGCCGGCUUCAACUCUUACCCCAAGAUCAUUCGCACGUCCAUCGACAGACCAGAGAUUUCCAUUGUCGUCCAACCGCUCUUACGGGGCUCGAUACGCGACUAUCGCCGGCUCCAGUUCCUGUUGGAAGGCUCCAGUGCUGUCAAUGUACGGGAGGUCCCAAUGACUAUCAUCUACUUGGACAACAAGACAGCUUGUCUACGCGCGAGAUACGCCCUAUUACAAUACCUCCGUCGUACUUGUGGAUUCGAGAAGGGGUUCGCCCGCAAGGUGGUUCGACGGUUUGAUGCAGACGUUCGACCUACCGACAAGGAGAUCAUCUUCAAGGACUUCGCCAACGUCGACACUGACUGCCGUAUCAUCGUGGCGACGGUUUCUCUGGGCAUGGUUAUGGAUAUUCCUGACGUCAAGCGAGUUAUACAGUUCGGCAUCCCCCCCAGUACCACCAUCGCAGACAUCUGGCAGCGCAUUAGAAGAGCGGUGCGCAAGCAACAUGUUGAUGGCCGUGUCCAGGGCACCGCAUAUCUUUUCAUUCCAUAUUGGGCCUUUGACCAUCUUGGGAGCGUUGAGAAGCAGAAGCCAGCUACAAGGAAGAGGCCUCAGCCAAAAAGGUCUCAACGCCAACCACAUGCCCCUACUGUUAGCAGUCGUCUGCAGCUCAUGACUUUGAUCGACGAAGACAGCGACGACGCAAGGAGCCAAGUCAGUGUCGCUACUCAAGCAAGCCACGACACGGCUGUAUCAGAGUCUCGAACACAAGCUGUCCCUGAAGCGCUUACUCUCGAAGCCGCCGUCGACUCCCAGUGUUUAUUUGACUUCAAGACCAAAGUUAAAUGGACAAAGCAGGACGUAUCUCAACGUGAGAAGCUUGAUCCUGUUUUUAUGGCGUUUUUGAACGCCUCUUGCUUUCGCAAAUAUGCGCUGCAGUAUCUCCAGGAGGAUUUCGACAACUCCGACCUGGAAUAUCGCCGCCCUCUUGGGCAGGGCCUCUGCUGUAACGCAUGCAACCACGAGCUGGGAAAAGUCUCCGCCCUGCCACCACGCGAGAAGCGGGGGAAUAAACCGUCUACCGGUUCCCUCGCCGGCCACGCGCUUGGCCAUAUAUCAUCAUGGUGCGCCCAGAACGCCCAGAAGUUGGUACCGCAGAGAUAUCGCCGCUUUGAUAUUACCCCGGAGAUGUUUAUGGAUAUUAAGCUGCAGUAUGCGGUAGCCCGUUUGUUUUCUGCUGUACGGGGGCCCACUAAAGAGCUUCCCUUCCAAGACCUCCAUGGCCUGACGCAGAAGCACCCGGCUCUAAGAGAGUGGGAGCAUUUUGAAGCAAAGGGGGCCGAGUUGGCGACGUUCUGUAUCACAUCGUUGGCGAAAGUCAAGGAAGAGUGGGAGGUUAGAAAGGCGCAGAGAGCUCGGGAGAAGGAUGCCAGAGCGCGGGAGGCGCAAGCCAGCGGCGUUUUAGCUGCUGAUGCGAGCAGGAAGCGCGCAGUAGAGGGUGGAGAGCAGUCUCCUUCAAGUAGAAGAGCUAUUAUAUUGUGA